CCUGUCGCCGCACUAUCAUUCUCUCUCCCGCUCCUUUCGUAGUCGCUCUUUUAUCAUCUUCGCACGCUGACAUUCCAAAGUCAACACACUAUUUGUCCUCGUCUGAGCACGCGCACACGGUCUGCAAUGUCUAUGCUCUUCACGCUUGCGCUCGCCGGCCUUGCCAUCGCAUCGCCUACUCCCAUCCGUCCCAAGAACGUAACUGCACAGAACAUUACCACACUUAGUCAGUCUGUGAUCAAUGGCUUCACGCCAUACACGUGGUACGCUUCCGCGGGGUACUGUCAACCCAACGCGACUCUCGCCUGGACCUGUGGCACGAGUUGUGACAACAAUCCUGGCUUUAAACCGAUUGCAUCUGGCGGGAAUGGUAACUCGGUUCAGUUUUGGUUCGUUGGGUACGAUCCAAGCCUGAACGAGGUCAUCGUUUCACACCAGGGCACCGACCCCAAGGAGUUAGACUCACUUCUCACUGACGCUGAGAUCUUCCGCGGUCAACUCAACAAGGACUCGUCUCUCUUCCCUGGGAUUGAUGAUUCAAUCGAGGUGCACGACGGAUUCAAGGACGCUCAGGCUAACACUGCAACAGACAUCCUCGCUGCCGUGCAAGAAGGGAUGUCUCAGUAUAACACGAGUGCAGUCACGCUCACAGGGCACUCCCUCGGCGCCGCCAUUGCGCUCCUUGACUCGGUUUACUUGCCCCUGCACCUCCCACACAAUACUACCUUCAAGACGACUGUCUAUGGUCUCCCGCGCGUGGGCGAUCAAGCGUUCGCGGACUAUGUCGACAAGCACGUUUCACAGCUUACACAUGUGAACAACAAGGAGGACCCAAUUCCGACUUUACCAGGUCGGUUCCUUGGUUAUGCGCAUCCAGCAGGGGAAGUGCAUAUCGAGGACUCCAACGAAUGGGAUGCCUGCUUCGGCCAGGACAACGAGAGCAAGAGAUGUAUUGUCGGCGAUGUACCUAACAUCUUCGACGGUAACCUCGAGAACCACGAUGGCCCUUAUAACGGCAUCAUCAUGGGCACGGGAUGUUAGUUAUAAGCUGAAUCCUGUCAGGAUUAACAAUAUGGGAACUAUACCUUUUGCUUCCGAUGUCAGCAAGGGCUCUGCAGAUAUACCCUUCGACCUGCACCGCAAUCAUUUUCAGAACCGUUCUUUUAUAUGUCGCACUUGGACUCAAAUAUAGAUACCCCUGAACCAACC
Coniophora puteana RWD-64-598 SS2 is the source of this 1209-nucleotide messenger RNA. RefSeq names its product lipase. The transcript is spliced from 4 exons. Bases 127 to 1041 code for a protein of 304 amino acids. The record is from RefSeq and is a predicted model, not a curated record. Lineage: Eukaryota; Fungi; Basidiomycota; Agaricomycetes; Boletales; Coniophoraceae. Gene Ontology annotation, biological process: lipid metabolic process.